AUGUGUCACAAAUCCAGCCUUUCAGCGCGUGUGGCGUCGCAGGACAAACGUAUGGCCCAGCUGGAAGGCAAGAUUCUGACCUCGUCGGACGACGGAAGCAGUCAUAGGAGCGAUAACACCAGCUUUGGGACGGGUGAUGAACUUCAGGUGGUACGGGACUCGCUACAUAACCUGUGUCUGAGCUUCAAGGGUACAGAUCCACAGCAGCACACGAUAGACACACUGGAACAGAGCGUGUCAGCUCUCCUCGAUAAAAUCUCGAUGUCCGCAACCUCUUCGGUCGGCUGAGGGGAC
Molecule: messenger RNA, 294 nt
Organism: Mizuhopecten yessoensis (Yesso scallop)
Lineage: Eukaryota; Metazoa; Mollusca; Bivalvia; Pectinida; Pectinidae
Product: dixin-A-like
Exons: 3
Coding region: 1-288 (95 amino acids)
Source: RefSeq, a predicted model, not a curated record